CAACAGUACUGAAGCGCAUCAUCAGCGACACAAGGCUGGGACAACUUCAUGGUAGACGGUGGAUUUUAUUCUUCCGCCUCUCUUGAGAUUGAUUAGUUUAUCAUUUCCACACAACUGUCGCCAGCAGAAUGGACCGGCUGCCUGACUUCUGGAGGGAGGACUACUGGCUACCUCCAGGUGUGACCUGGAGAGACGUGGAACAGCUGCCAGACUCUGACCGACCACUUCCUCAGGACCUUCUCAUAGCUCUGCCCCUUGCACUGGGCUUUGUCGUCCUCCGCUACGUGUUUGAGAGGUUUGUGGCCCCACCCAUAGGCAGAUGUUUGGGGGUGAAGAAUAGAAUACAAGUGGCUGCUGUCCCCUCCCCAAAGCUGGAGUCGUUUUACACCCAGAGGAGCAGACAACCGACACAAAGUGAAAUUGUUAGUUUGAUGUUGCUGUGUGGAAAAACACAGAGGCAGGUUGAGACCUGGUUCAGACUUCGCAGGAACCAAGACAGGCCCUGUCAAACCAAGAAGUUUGGUGAAGCUGCUUGGAGAUUCUUUUUCUACCUCACGGCCUUCAUGGCUGGACUGGCCUGUUUGAUUGAUAGACCAUGGUUCUGGGACCGCAGGGAAUGCUGGCGGCAAUAUCCAGUUCAGCCCAUGGAGAAAGCUCAUUACUGGUACUACAUGCUAGAGUUGGGAUUUUAUGGCUCUUUGCUCCUCCGGAUCUCUGUGGACAUCAAGAGGAAGGAUUUUAAAGAACAGGUGAUCCAUCAUUUGGCUACCAUCUUCCUGCUCAGUUUCUCCUACUGUGCCAACUACAUUCGCAUUGGCACCUUGGUCAUGCUGCUUCAUGACUCUUCUGACAUCUUGCUUGAGUCUGCCAAGAUGUUCAACUAUGGCACUGGCUGGAGGAAAAUGUGUGACACACUGUUUGUUGUGUUUGCUGUGGUCUUCCUUGUGACUCGACUGGUGAUAUUUCCCAGCAAAAUCAUCCAUACCACCCUGGUACUGUCCAUGGAGGUAUUUGAACCUUUUGCUGGCUACUACUUUUUCAACGUCCUCCUGAUGGUGCUGCAGGCACUUCACAUCUUCUGGGCUGGCCUAAUCAUACGUAUGGUUUAUAAGUUCCUGAAAGGAAAGCUGGAAAAAGAUGAACGCAGUGAUGAAGAGAGUGAGGUUGAAGAGGAAGAGGAUGAUAAAGGAGGAGAUGAAAACACUGAUCAAGGAGAUUAUUGCUGGGAGAGAAGUAAAGACACUCUGAACUCCAAACUGUCUAUGCUGACCAACAGUUGUGUCCUGAAUAACUUGACCAACCACAGGGCAUCUGCAGCCGACAGGAUGCGUAAAGCUCAGUAAAGUCUUAAUGAUCUUUUUUGUUCCUUUUUUUUUUUUUUACAUAAAGUCCCAGUUUUUGUAUCCCAAAAGUUAAACAGCCAUGGUUUAUAUGUUGAGUGAUGUAAAAUGCACGUGAACCUUUACGCUCUUUGCUGCAGUGCCUGAGCGCGUCAGUGAGUCAUGAUUAAUGGUAAGUGAAAUUAGACAAGUAAUGCAGAGAGAGUGUUAUUAUUAGUCUGCAAAAUGCUGAUAUAGCAGAGGAUAGUUUCGAUCUAUCGACCUCUGGGUUAUGGGCCCAGCACGCUUCCGCUGCGCCACUCUGCUAUGCACCCCAGAUGGGACUCGAACCCACAAUCCCUGGCUUAGGAGGCCAGUGCCUUAUCCAUUAGGCCACUGGGGCUGUGGCACCUGCUUAUGAACCACUGUGAAGAAAUCACUGUUUACUGACAGUGGUGCAGAUGCUGUAAUUUUCAACAGUGAUCUGUAGCCCUGUUUACACCUGAUAUUAACAUGCGUGUUUGGAUGAUCUUACCCUGACACAGCAAGAUGACGGUCAGACAUUGGUCAAUGUGUGGCAUAAAGUGCCCCAUGGAUGUUGCAUGCAUGUUUUUCUCUAGGCCAACCCCAAAAGCUAACAUCGCUCUUGGCCCCUCGUCAAAAAGCCUAUGGGAUUUUUUUCCAUUGGAUUUUUUUGUUGUAAACAACACACACACAGUGACAGGGCUAACUGUUAGCAUCACAUGGCUAAUGUUACCUAACUUUUAUUAAUUGGUUCAAUGAGAGUCGAGCAGCUAAACAGCUGCUGCUGCUGUGCUAGCCUUUGGUAACAGGGCAGACAUUGAACUGACUUGUCUGGGAAGAGAGUGACUCCAGAGACGUUCCUUCAAUUCUGCAGGAGUAAUGGCACUGACAGAAGUAGGCAGCCUUCAAAGUGGCCCAGGACGCAUUAGAGUACAAAAAACUGUGGCCCUAUGCAGCCCAGACCACCUCUGAAUGUGGACUGAGCAAUCCAAUCUCAAGACACAUUGAAGACACAUUUGGUGCAUUAAAACCUGUACUAACAGCUGUCCACUUAGGUCCAAUCACCCAGGAUGAAUGUUAAUACCAACUGUAAAUAGAGCGUGUGUGUGAAGUGAAAUCAGGGAAUGGUGAGUGUUCAGUGCCUGUUAGAUGUUUUUCUUCAUUAUAGCCUACGCUGCACACUGUUUACACAGCUUGUCAUACAAGUUCACAACGCACAUGUUUGAAAACAGAAAAAGAGAUUUUGACUGAAUAAUAGAACAAUAGCAAAAAAAGGUGUAAACACAGAUAGCUGAUGUAAGACUCAGUAUAGACAGAGGUGGUUGUUUAAUAUUGUAAAAAAAAUUUAAAUUGUUAUACAAUAUGCAGUAGACAUUUAAAUGCAGGAAAUAAAGUGACAAUAUUACGUCUUCUA
Molecule: messenger RNA, 2757 nt
Organism: Plectropomus leopardus (leopard coralgrouper)
Lineage: Eukaryota; Metazoa; Chordata; Actinopteri; Perciformes; Serranidae
Product: ceramide synthase 2-like
Biological process (GO): ceramide biosynthetic process
Cellular component (GO): membrane
Molecular function (GO): sphingosine N-acyltransferase activity; DNA binding
Source: RefSeq, a predicted model, not a curated record